Messenger RNA from Penicillium antarcticum, 4827 nucleotides. RefSeq names its product DNA-binding E3 ubiquitin-protein ligase SNT2. Gene Ontology annotation, cellular component: Lid2 complex. Lineage: Eukaryota; Fungi; Ascomycota; Eurotiomycetes; Eurotiales; Aspergillaceae. Gene Ontology annotation, biological process: histone catabolic process. The transcript is spliced from 2 exons. Gene Ontology annotation, molecular function: chromatin binding; ubiquitin-protein transferase activity. Bases 1 to 4827 code for a protein of 1608 amino acids. The record is from RefSeq and is a predicted model, not a curated record.
AUGACCACUCCCAACUCUCCGGAGGCUGUGGCCGAUUCGGCCAACGGCUCCGCCACCGCGUAUGGCACGCGAUCGAGAGGUCGCAAUGCGCCGCGGCCUAAUUAUGCCGAGGACCGUGACCUAGAUGUGGACAUGGAUGCGUCUGCACCAAAAGCCAAACGCAACAGCCUGGCCCUCACCAAUAUUGUCAACGGCUCCAAUCCCGAUGAGAAGACCUCGCCGGCGCAACGCAAGAGUCUAACCAAUGGCAACGGUACAAAUGGAUCGGCAAAAGAUACCAUCCCGGGCACUUCAUCAUUCUCCGCCAGACCUGACGAUGUGAAUGGUUCUAACUUGCGCAAACGCAAACAACCCGCCAGCACCCCAAAUUCAAGCUCGGCCGCCAAGAAACUUUUCACCUCGCCCCCCGACUCGGAUGGGGAGUAUUUCACCAAUAUGAUGAGUUUCGAGAACUCCGGACCCUAUCUCAAGGAUGGUCAAUUAAUAGCUGAUGAUGGCACCGCUUUCGGUCUUAAUGACCAUGUCUAUUUAAUUUGUGAGCCACCAGGUGAACCAUAUUACUUAGCUCGAAUUAUGGAGUUCCUUCCAUCCAAAACAAAGCCAAACGGUUUCAUCGAGGCUUUGAGAGUCAACUGGUACUAUCGUCCACGAGACAUCCAGCGUCAUUCUCCCGACUCUCGCUUUGUUUUUGCAUCAAUGCACUCCGACACAUGUCCUCUAUCAUCCUUGAGGGGAAAGUGUGAGAUUCGCCAUGUCUCAGAAAUCGAUGACAUCAGUUCCUAUAAGAAGGCCCGCAACAGCUUCUGGUACGACAAGAUGUUUGAUCGAUACAUCCAUCGAAUGUAUGAUGUUAUCCCGACAAAAGAUAUUAUUAAUGUUCCCGGCAAUGUCAAGAAGGUUCUUGAUGAGCGGUGGAAAUUCAUUCUCGUUGAGAUCGGCAAAGGGAAGGAAUUGACAGGCGCCGUCAAGACGUGCAAGCGAUGCCGGUUAUACGCCGCAAACUCGGAAUCCGUCGACUGUGCAGUGUGCCACUCCACAUAUCACAUGCAUUGCGUACGGCCCGCAUUGACCAAGAAACCCGCUCGCGGAUUUGCGUGGGCCUGUGCCGCCUGCAGCCGCGCCCAGGAACGCAAGCUUGAGGCGCGCAAUACACCUUUGAUGGGCGCAAUUCGAGCGGACGGGGAGGAUGUGGUUAUGGAAGAGGAGGAGGAGGAGGACCACCACCAUGCGAACGGCACUGCGAAUGGCAACUCCGAUGGCACCCCUACAGCCGAGGAAGACCCUAUGCCCCAGCCUGCGACAGUGGAGCAGAUUGCACAGGCGAAGAUGUGGCCUUACCGCUACCUGGGUAUUCACUGCCGUGUCGAAGAUGCUCUCGACUACGACGAUCGGAUUUACCCUCGCGCAAGCUCACGUUUAGGAACACGACACCAGGCCAUGGUCGCAGCCUGGCCAGGUCGCGCAAUCGAAUAUGUGAAGCCUCUGGACUUGAAGAAGAAAGCCAAGGCUGCCGGUGCGAAGAAGGACGGCAAAUCUGCUGCCCAAGCUGCUCUGGAAGCCGCCAAGCAUGAGAGAGCCAACCGGCCGAAAUGGAUUCAAGAUGAGCCCACAGGCUAUAUCCACCGCGGAAUGGAUGAGCCGGUUACCAUUAACGAGAAGACUGGAAAGCAAGUGCGGACCGCUGAGCCCCUGUUCAAGAUGCCGACUUCGGAGCAGAUCCCCACCCGAGGUGAAGACAAUGCUCCAGGAUCACAUCUCAGCCUGGAGGAACGCGAGAAAUUUAUCGACGACUACAUGCGCCAAGCCAAGGAACUGGCGCCUGGUAUUGGUGUCGAGAAGCACAACACCAACUUCUUGGACAAGGCUCUUUCAAUUCUCUACGCCGAGAGUUUCAAUGUGCAGGCCGCUCUUGUCAAGCUGAAGAAGGCCAAUAAGUACAAGGACCUCAAGGAGCCUCAUCUUCGACCGGAGGAAUUGAAGCUUUUCGAACAGGGUGUCGCCAAGUAUGGAUCAGAAUGGCGCAACAUCAUGAAACACGUCAAGACCGUUCCUAUUUACCAGAUUGUUCGGUUUUACUACAUGUGGAAGAAGACCCCCCGCGGUCGGCAGAUUUGGGGUAGCUAUGAAGGAAGACGCGGCAAGAAGGAGGUCCGACGCCACAGUGUCACUUCAUCUAAACUGGUCGACGACGUAGCUGAUGAUCAUGACGAUUCUGCCUUUGACUCGGAGAAAGCCGUAGUUCAAAAGCGCGGAUUCCACUGCAAGUUCUGUUCCACUCGCAGCUCCCGACAAUGGCGUCGUGCGCCCUUGGUUCCCCCGGGUACAACCAUUCCCGCUGACCCUUCAAACAAGAAGGACAAGGGCCCUCUACUUACUGUUUCACUCUGUCUGCGUUGUGCUUUAUUGUGGCGAAAGUACGGUAUUCAAUAUGAGGACGUUGACGAGGUCGCAAAGAGAAUUGCAAACAGCGGCAACAAGUCAUGGCGACGCCGUAUCGACGAGGAACUGCUGGCUCAGCUGAUUGUCGCCACUGAAACUCCCUUCACCAUCAAUAACAUCACAGCAACCACCGCGAAUUCGAUGGGCAUUCCGCUCGACUCGAACCCUCGACUGCUUCAGGAAGGCAAGCUGGAUCUAACCAAGAAGAAGGCUCGCCCUGAUAAAGAAAGCACCGCGACCUCGACCAGAACGUCAGUCGAGCCCAUGCCGAAGAAGAAGACGGUUCCCGAAAAGCCGGUGGAAGCUCCACCGAUUGUCCCUGAUCCACCGAAAGCCAAGACGCUACCAUGUGCGAUCUGCAACCAAGUUGAGCCAUCCGGCGAGGAGCAUCUUUCAUGUCGCGAUUGUCGUCUUACUGUUCAUCGCAAUUGCUAUGGUGUGCGAGAUUCGCGCGCUAACAACAAAUGGCUGUGUGAUAUGUGUUCUAACGACCGCAGCCCAUCGAUCUCUACCAACUACGAAUGCGUUCUUUGCCCCGUAUCAUGGACUGAGCACGAACUCAUGGAGACGCCCAAGAACAACGCCCGGAAGAAGACCGAACGCGACAAGGAGAAGGAGCGCAUGGAGAAAGAGAUGGUCAACGAGGCUAUCAAGCUCUACCGUCAGCGACAGGAGGCCGUUGGGAAGCCCGUUGGCCCUCGGGAACCUCUAAAGCGCACUGCAGGAAACAACUGGGCGCAUGUGCUUUGCACUUUGUGGACCCCCGAGCUGAAAUAUGGCAAUGCGGAGGAACUCGAGCCAGCCGAAGGAUUCGGGACUAUUCCUAAGGACCGUUGGCGGGAGACAUGUAAGAUCUGCAAGUCCCGCAAGGGUGCAUGUGUCCCUUGUAGCUUUAGCGGCUGUAAUGGUCACUUCCAUGUUGGCUGUGCUUUCCAGGCAAAUUACCGAUUCGGCUUUGACGUCACUCCUGUCAAGCAUUCUCGUCGCGACAGCAUGCGAGCCAUCCGUCUAGGUGACGAAGUUGGCUCGGUAACGCCUGUUGUAUACUGCCCAAACCACAGCGUGUCAAGCACUCUGCAUGACCUCGGCGAGCAGACUAGCAAUGACCAGCUCAAUGCGCUGCAGCUUUUCGCUCAGACGUACAAGCAGGCCGAUCUUACUAUCACCGGCACCAUUCGCAAGGCGGACUACAUGCACCAGUCUGUUCCAGCACCGCAACACCAUGCUCAUGCUCAUGCUCAUGCUGUGAACCGACGAGCCUCGACAAGCACCGCGCCGGCCCCCAAGGAUGCUCCCAAGGAUACUAUCAAGGCUCAACCGGCUAGUGAGGAUGCGCCCGAGGAUCCAAUGGAAAUCGACACAGAUAAUCACGUUGCUCCACGACCAACUACUGAGGUUGAGACCAACCGAAAGUGUUUCCGCUGUUCAACCGGCUUUAGCCCCAAGUGGUGGACAAUCCCAAGACGCCCUGAGUACAGGCCGCCUAUGUCGAAUGGAACAGGACACCAUCAUCCACCGGCCUUUGCUGCCAACGGAGACCAUGGCGAACCGAUAUAUGAAUGCCACAAGUGUCAUUUGAAGAACCCGGCACCACCCCCUCCGCCUGCACCUGAGCCUUCGCCAGUGCCUCGCCCCUCGCCUUACUCCGAGCAACGUCAACCUAUGCCAUCACUUUCCCGUAUGCCUGGCCAUGCAUUCGUGCCGCACCCACAUCCACACCAACACCCACACCCUCCUCCCCCGAGCAGUGUGCUUGGGCGACCAAUGCCAGCUCAUCCGCACAAUGGCAUCCCCGUGUCAGGCUACACUGGACCGUACGAGCGACCCCCGCCUGACAAUGGCCUUCGCAACGGCAUGUCUUCGUCUCCUUACCCUGUAGCACCUCCACCUCCCCAUCACAUGAACAACUUCCCCCCGCCACCUCAUGCCGCAGGACCUCCACCACCACACUACGCUAGCGCUGGACCCGGUCCCCCACCGCCUCCUUAUGCAGCCCACCAGAGCCCAUAUGGUCCUGUUCCAGCACGCUCGCCGCAUCUCUCACAACCGCCUCCUCGUUCGUACGCGGCUUCUGCGUCUCCCCCAAUCGUGCAAGCAACAACGGUCAACCGCUCGCCGCAGACCUCGCUUAGCGCAUUGAACGGUGGCCCCCCACCUCGCAUGUACUCCGUCGACCGCGGCCUAGGGGCCCCAUCUCAUUCACCACCGGUGGCUCAAGCCCGUCUCGACCCCCGUGGUCCUACAUCUACCCCUCCCACCCGACCUGAGGAUACACCACCCUCUCUCAUGGCAGGACCACCCAGCGCCGGUAGACAUACCGGUGUGAACGGCACAAGCGCAGGAACCGGAGCCAGCGCCAGCCCCUCGCUGAAGAACCUCCUCUCAUAA